Molecule: messenger RNA, 2566 nt
Organism: Labrus mixtus (cuckoo wrasse)
Lineage: Eukaryota; Metazoa; Chordata; Actinopteri; Labriformes; Labridae
Gene: zrsr2
Product: zinc finger (CCCH type), RNA-binding motif and serine/arginine rich 2
Exons: 11
Coding region: 237-2135 (632 amino acids)
Biological process (GO): mRNA splicing, via spliceosome
Cellular component (GO): spliceosomal complex; U2AF complex
Molecular function (GO): metal ion binding; pre-mRNA 3'-splice site binding
Source: RefSeq, a predicted model, not a curated record
CAUUUCUCUCACACCUCUUCCGCUACUACUCAGUAGCCACAUGCCCCUAGCUAACAUUCGCAACAAGUAGAGAAUAUUCGUUUUUGCUAUUACUCCGAUACACCAAAUAAAGCCGGCAUACAACGAAAGCCGUCAGAGUACAUUUGGUCUAAUGUUUUUAGCUGAAUGCGGAUAAGAAAAGUGAACUACUGCUUUGUUGUGCUCUGGUGCUAACUAGCUAUGUUUCGUUAGCUGGGAUGGCAGCAUCAACUCCACAGAUUUCAUCUCUUGUUUUAAGUCAGAAGCAACGUAAGGCUGCUCUGAGGAAAGAAAGAAGAAAACGGAAACGCCAAGCUGUCGCCCAGGCCAGAGAAUGUGGUUUAAACAAUGGAGCUAGCAAUGAGCCUGUGGAGGAGGAGGAGGAGGAACUAAAUGAGGUGGAUGAUGAGGAUGAUAAUACUGCUGAGCAGGAAAGAGUGUGUCAACAUGAAGAGUGGUUGGAAAGAGAAAGGAUUGCCCAGGAGGAGUUCAGGCUGAGGUGGGAGAAGGAGGAAGCUGCACGGAAAAGAAAAGAAGAAGAGGAGCGGAUGAUCAAAGAAGAAUGGGAGGCCCAGCAGAAAAGAGAAGAAGAAGAAAAAGAGCAGAAACAGCAGGAGAGGCGAGGCAGAGAGGAAGCAGUUCAGAAAAUGUUGGAUGAAGCUGAAAAUCAGUUAGAAAAUAAAGGACCUUGGAUGAAUCCAGAGGCUCCUGUGGCGGGAAACUCAGACAACUUUGGGACAGAGCGAGACGUCGCCAACUGUCCUUUCUUCCUUAAAACUGGAGCCUGUCGAUUUGGAGACAGGUGUUCACGGAAGCACGUUUAUCCCACAUCGAGCCCGACCCUGAUGAUCCGCAGCAUGUUCAUAACGUUUGGUAUGGAGGAGUCCCGCCGCGAUGACUACGACAUUGACGCCUGGUUGGAACACAGCGAGGAGGAACUGCAGGAGUCUUUCCUCGAGUUCUACCAUGAUGUCCUACCAGAGUUAAAGAGUGUCGGCAAGGUCAUACAGUUCAAGGUCAGCUGCAACUACGAACCACAUCUGAGGGGAAAUGUGUACAUUCAAUUUGACACAGACGAGCAGUGUAAAGAAGCCUUCAUAAAGUUCAAUGGGAGGUGGUAUGCAGGCCGGCAGCUUCAGUGUGAGAUGUGUCCUGUUACAAGGUGGAAGAAUGCAAUUUGUGGAUUGUUUGACCGACAGAAGUGUCCAAAAGGGAAGCACUGUAACUUCCUGCAUGUAUUUCGAAACCCUGGCAAUGAAUUCUGGGAGGCUGACCGGGACCUGCACCUGUCCCCAGACCGCACCGCCAGUAGGAGCCGCAGAGACGGGUGGCAUUCAGAACGAUACGGAGAACGAUCUUGGAGGCAACGUCACGGCAGCAGAAGCCCACCGAGAUCGGAGAGAUCUCACAGCAGGCGAGACGGCGACCGGCGGAGGAGCAGGAGCAGAGAGAGGAGUCGAGAAAGCUGGACCUCCAAUCAGCACAGAGAGGACCAAUGGUCGUCCAGGUCCAGGCAAAGUGAGCGGAGGAAUGAUAGGUAUCGCAGCAGAAGCAGAGACCGGUCGAGGAGUAGAAGUAGAGACAGAGAGAGAGACAGGCAGAGGAACAGGAGUAGAGAGAAAGAGCAGAAGAAGAGGAAAAUAAGUGAAGAGAGAGACAGUAGAGACAGAGAUACAGACACUCAGAGAAGAACUAAAGAAAGGUCCAGAAGCUCAAGCACAGAGGGAGUGAGAAACAAGCAGGGUACAGAAAGAAGCCCCAAGAAACCGGAUAAAAACGAGGCAACCCCGAAAGACGAUACAAACACAGGCCGUGCCCGCCACAAAAAGUCCAAAAAGAGCAAGAAGAAGAGUAAGAAGAAAAGCAAGAAGAAGAAGAACCAUGUGGCUGAAGGGACAAGCUCAUCUGAAGAGUCAGAAAAGGAGAAAGAGUCAAAGGACGAUACAACAGAGAAUGUGGAUGCAGCCAGACGCAGUCAGGAGAUAAACAUCACGGAGCAGAUUCAGAUAAACGAUGACGUGGAUGAAAGUCCACAUGUUGACAGGGAGAAUAUGUUCAGUCCUUCUGUCAAAAGUGAGGAGUUAGAAGAGGUCAAAAUGCUCCAGCAACACUUGUAGUAAGAUCAACUAUAUUAACUAUUUAGACCGACGCAUUUCGGCUCGUGGCCUUCAUCAGGGUCAACGAAAAGUGAGGAGUUAAAGACAGAAACAUGAGACAGCUGGAAAAGGUGAUUUGAACACGUCUAUGUUAGAUUUAUUCUGCUUUUUACCUUCAAAAUAUGUGAAUGAGAAACAACUGUGCAUCGAUAAAGUUAGUUAGCAGCCAUGAUUAAUAUGUACAUAGAGUAUGUGAAUAUUUUAUAAGGUUGUUGUUGCUCAGUAAAAACAAAAAAGGAACAAAUGAGUCAUUGGGUUUUCUUUUUGAAUACAUUUAUUGUUCAUAAUUUUCAAAUAUAAGAAACAAAGUUGGCAUAAUGUGUUGGCAGUGUUGAAUACAAAAAGUGAUUUCCUCUUUUUCACAAAUCAAAGAUAAACUUGUUGAAACAUGA